Bicyclus anynana (squinting bush brown) is the source of this 7075-nucleotide messenger RNA. RefSeq names its product cytospin-A. Gene Ontology annotation, cellular component: filamentous actin; microtubule organizing center. Gene Ontology annotation, biological process: actin cytoskeleton organization. Gene Ontology annotation, molecular function: protein binding. The record is from RefSeq and is a predicted model, not a curated record. The transcript has 25 exons. Bases 685 to 6888 code for a protein of 2067 amino acids. Lineage: Eukaryota; Metazoa; Arthropoda; Insecta; Lepidoptera; Nymphalidae.
ACUCAGUUACGCCACGGACGUAGUACAAACAGUCGCGUUCUAUAGCGACUCACCUAACACGGUGUACCAGAACAGUGGAAAAUAAUUACGUUUGUACUUCAAGUUAUUCGAGUGUUACAUUUAAAUGGAACUUCGUUCGAAUUACAAAAACGGUUGAGUGCGUGCAUUGACGGCAAAAACGCGGGAAAAGUUACCUUUAUUUUUUUUUACAGUGCGUGCGUUUCGUGUAUCGAUCGACUUGUGUUACUGCAUUGCACCGGCCGGUGAUAAUAAUGGAUUGUUGGAUGUUUUUGUUUACAUAUCACCGGUUUACAUUCGAGUUUUGAUCGUAUUCACGAAUGUUGAACUCGAAUACGUCUUUGUAUCUCACUUUAAUAUUGUUUUAGCGUAAUUUCUGUUUGUGUUUUCGCUUUACAGUGUUUUUAUGCGAUGUCUAUUAAUAUAAUAAACCUACUCUCUAUUAAUAAGAUAAACUGUAAAUAAAGUGAACUUUUACUGACAAAGUGGACUUAUUAACUAAUUGAAUAUUUAGUGGUAGUUUUUAUAGUGUGAUCUAUGUCCAAAGAUUGAAACUGUGAUCUGUGAUAUGAAGUGAUACAAAUUGUGGAUUUUGCGUCCAGAUCUUAUGAGGAUAUAUUUUUAUGCAGAGAAAGAUGACACGUUUAAACAUGGAUCGAGGAGGUUAUGCAGCAGAAGGCGCCGGGGGUGCCUAGCAAUAUCAAAUUACAAAAUCCGCAAAGCUCGUCUGUAACCCGCAGAGGUUUAACGGCCAACUUCUUCAAGACAACCUUCAGCUCUCGAAGUAAGGCGGUCCCAGCCGCCGCUCCCUGCACAGUCAAGGAAACCACCAAAAUAGGCAGCGCGGAGACCAAACCUGUCACAAGAAACCGACCUAGAACAGUACCACAAGUCGACCAAAGAAUCAGAAGACGGAAUAGCGACAGACAAGUCAAUCUUCGACCCGAGAAACCAUUAGAACCUACUAGACCUCUCAGAGCCAAACCUGCAUCAUCAGAUGGAGGACCAAAACCUAUUGAGAAGUCCAAACAAGAUAUCCCCAAUGUUGUCAAGGUUUUGAAAAUCGUUAAAAAAGUCCAAGCACCCGUCGCACCGGCAACCACUGCAGAGUCAAUUCUUCCGCCAUCUUUGAAGCCGAAAGUGUCAGAGAAAGUGAAACUGAAGCGAGAGAAAUAUGUGAACAACAAUAGCGUUUGGACAAACGCUAACAUUUUGAGUGAGCGGAAACCGUUGAUUGAUAUUCGAGGGCCAAGUCAGGGGAAGCAGGAGUCCACUUUAAAAGGCGCCCCGUCGGUCUCCAGCCUCGACUCCAAACACCACAAAGUAGCACCGGCCAGGGAAAAGGCGCUAAAGAUAUUCGGCUCGAAAGAGAAACUCCACAAAGCGCACAAGAAGAGAGAUUUAGGAAACAACAAUGCGGUGUUAGAAGACCCGGAAUUGAGAGAGAGUUUGGAGGUGUACGAAGAUGGCCAGGUCAGAGCUCAUGAUUACGGUAGCGCGGAGGAGUUGGGAACGGGGUCCGUAGACGACAGGGGGUCGCAAGAGUGCAUCAGCCUGCCGGUGAUGCUAAAUGCCGACCACAUGCCGGGCUUCCAAGAGGUCGAGCUCAGGCCUAGAGUACCUUCUGAGGCGUCGCUAACAACUGGAGUGAGAGAGCUGGAGUCUCUGCGGAGAGAGUUGGAGGAGAGCAUGAUGGAGCGAGCGCAGCUGGGCGCGCGAGUGGACGAGCUGCUCGAGCGGGCCAACGAGGCAGACAGGCUACGAUCUGAACUCGAACGAUUAAAGUUGAUAGAUGUAGAACGCGAGUCGACCCUGGAGCGGCUGGCAGACGAGAACGGCACGCUGCGCGCGCGGCUCCGCGGCGUGGCGCACUCUCCGCUCUCCGACAGCGAGAAGCGACAGCUGCUGUUAGCGCCCGCGCCGCGCCGCAUGCACUCCUCCGCGCCCGCCUCCAUCGCACUCGCGCACAAUGGCGAAGGCGACAGCGGCGAGGCGAGCACGCCGGAAUGGGACAAGCACUCCUCCUCUUCGCUCAGCGAGGUGUCCGUCGCGUGUCUGCAGGACAGGAUCCUGCAGAUGGAGGAGCAUCAUUACAGCACGAGCGAAGAGCUGCAAGCGACGCUGGCCGAGCUGGCCGACCUGCAGUCGCAGCUGGCGGACGCGCACGCCGACAACGAGCGGCUGGCUGAUGAGAAGCAGGUGCUGCUGGAGUCCUUGUGCCGGCAGACCGAGAAACUUGAGGAUAGCCGAACAAAGGUGGACACACUCCAAGAGUUGCUGAUGAGGGAAGGGGUUGAGCCAGAAACUGUAGUCUCUGGAGACACCGAUCAACAGUUAUUUGCUGUUCUCAAAGUGUCCCAAGAAGAACGGAGGUUGUUACUUAGCAAGCAGGAGCAGCUGGAAGCAGACCUAGCGUUAACUAAGACAGCAUUAGAAGACAAAACCAAAGAAAAUGAAACGUUGACUGAAAAAAUUAGAAAUCUAGAAAGUAGUGUGGAGAAGUUAGAGGUGGAGCGCUCGCACUGGGAGCAGGAGGCGGGCGCGGCGCGGGAGGCGGCGGCGGCGCGCCAGCACCAGGUCACCACCCUGGGGGACCUGCUGGAGGCGGCUAAAGCACAGGUAAAGAAGGCACAGCUGGCGGGCGCGGCGGAGGGCGCGGCGCAGGCGGAGGCGGCGGCGACGGCGGCGGCGCGGCGCGAGGCGGACGCGGCGGCGGCGCGCGCGCACACGCUCGCCGAGCGCCUGGCGCACGCGCAGCGCCAGCUCGACCGAGCGCACUCCGACGCGAGGAAGCUGCACGACGACGCGCUCGUAUCAAGAAACAAUGCCAAAUCGACGAUCUCAGAAUUAGAAUUCCAAUUGGAGCAGCUGCGACAGGAGAAGUCUGCGCUGCAGGGGGAGCUGCAGACUCUGCAGGAGAACAACUCUGAACUGCAAAUACAAGUACAAGUAGCCACAGAUGAGAAGCUAGCACUGAUGAGCAGAGCGGGCGAGGCUCUAUCCCGGACUGCGGACCUUGAGCGACAGUUGCAGGACACGAAGACACGACUGGCGCAGGUCACCAGGGACAGGGAGAGAGAUGAAACAGAAUGGAAACAGUUCCAAAGCGACUUGCUGAUGACGGUACGCGUCGCCAACGACUUCAAAACUGAAGCGCAAAGAGAGCUGGAGAGGCUGGUCUCUGAGAACAAGAUCUCCAGAGAUAGGAUACGACUGCUCGAAGACCAGAUACACUCCAUGAAAGGUGUUGAAAUGCAAGAAUCUCUGGAUAGUGCACAAAGUUAUUCCGACGGAAAACAACUAUCAAAAGAUUCCGAUUCCCUAAGCGAUAGCUCUUCUAAAGAAGUUUUUAGGAAUAUUAGAACACGUUAUUUGUCAAGAGUACACAGUGUUAACGAACUUUCCAAGGAUACAAGUCUAGUGGACCAGGCGUUUUAUAAACUAAAAAAGACCGUCUCUCAAAACGAUUUAGCUGAUAAUAAUCUUACAACGUCCAAAAUCGUAAUUGACAAUGUUACUACGGACGAGACAGAUGAUGAUAUGGAUACAGCUAAAACGAAAUCCGAUGAUUGUUCUAGAAAAAUAUUAGCUGAAGCGGCCCUAUCCUUGGGGACCAAAGAACUAAAAAGGCAAGAUGCAAUAGAUUUUUCAGCGCCAAAAGAUGCAGACGAUGAUUCAAUUAAUACCAAAAAUAAUAACAGUAAGUAUGUUUCGAAGUCCGAAUCAAAUAAACCUGAAAACCGGCAAGAGAGGACCAUUUUUAGCAGAAAUCUCUCUGGAUUAUUCAAUGGUAAACCAAAGUCCUACAGUACAGAUAACCUUACAACAAACGAAGAAUUUAAAAAUGCUUUGAAUGAGGCUACUAGUAUAGAAUUUUUUGGUGUUGAUUAUAAUGUCAGUAAUUCGUCAUUGUUUAGUGAAGGAUCUGAUUGCGUCUUUUAUAAUUCAAAAGAACCCAAUAAUAAUAUAGUUGAUAUUAUUAAAGAGGAUACAUAUAAAAUCAAUGUUGAAGGAUCUGAAAUACAUCAAUCUAUACCUGUCAUAAAAGCAGAAUCUAUUCUACCUUACCCCUAUCCUGAUGAUAUAAGGGCUAAAACUACUGAAAUAGACAACUUAGCGAAUACAUUUAUGCAGCCUUUAAAAAGUAACGUAGAUAACUCUAUCGAAAAUGAUCUUAAGAAAGUAAACGAAGAAUUGAAAAUUAAUUUCAAAGCAGCACUUGAUCGACUCGUUGGCACAAACGAGGAAAAUCAUGAGCAGACAUUACGUAAAAGGGAUGAUGUUUCACCAAGCUUUACAGACGUUAGUAAUGUUGAAAUUAUUAAUAUAAAUUUAGACAUAACAGAUAAUUUACCGGUAAGACGUUUUUCGACUUUUAAGGGUGAGGAUGACAUUCAUGAGGAAAACUUUAGCAAACCAACGCCAACAGUAAUUAAAAUCCAAGAACAUUAUGAUUCCACUUGCCAGAACCCAAGUUGUGAAGAAAUCUCAAACAAAGAUGAAAACUCAAUUCAGAAUGAAAAUUUUCAAGCAAGUAGCAACAAUUGUAACCCUUUUUCGAAUCAAAUUAGUAUUGAGUUUGUAGAUGAUCAGAUUGAUAUUCUGGAACCAACAGUUAAAGAAAAUAUAGACAAUGCGCAAUUACAAAGUUCGACAUCUGGGCUUGAAGGAAAUAAUACUAAUUUGGAAAACAAGAGCCUAAUCGAAUUAUCUCAAGAUCUAAAUACACCUAAUGAGUCAUCAAUAAUUGAUAAUAAUGUAAGUUAUCAUUUGAAAAUAAAAUCUGUUAGUGACUUCACGCCUCCUAGCUUACCUAACGUAAUAGCUACUAACCAAGAUGUAACUGCAGUUGAAACUAAUAAAGUUCGCAACAAAGUUAGCACUAUACUUACCCCCGUUAAUAUAAUAAAAGCAAAUGUAGAUCGUGCAUCAUCUCCGAUAAUAUUGACUCCUGUAUUAAUUCAACCGAUAUUUUUUAAACCAAAUAAUCCAGUUCUGGACAGUGAAGACCAUCCAGAAAACACAAAAGGAAUGGUUUAUUAUAAUGAUAUGGACCAAGUCAUUACUAAAGAAAACAAGAACCCAGAUAUCGUUUCACAUCAAAAUGACAAUGAAACUAAAAAGAAAGCCAUCUAUAACAAGAAUGUUAAACUUAAGCCUUUACCAGCCCUUCCACCAAAAAAGAUUGGACCAAGUGAAAAUGAAAUUCCAUCACCAAGUAGAAAUCCACCUUUUACACCUCCAAAACCAGUAGCCAGACUGUCAAAAUCACCAGAAUGGUUAAUUGAUAACCAAUAUUAUCAGCCUAUGGAAAAUAUACCUUUCGUAAUUAACACAGCACAAACUUUUGUAAAACCCAGUAUCUUGUGCGAAAAUAACAAAACAAAUAUAAUGAAUACGAAUCCUUUUUUCCCACAAAAGAAGUAUAAAAGUGAACCGGAACAAGAAAAUUAUUACGAAGAAAUUGGGCAACCAAUAACAUUGAUACCAGCCAAGAAUGUAGCAGACGAUGAUAAAUUAUCAAACAAAACGUCGAUUGUAGACGAUUUUUCCAAUAUUAGUCGUGAGGAACUAUUAAAAGUGCCACGGAGACCUAAAAGAAAGAAAAGGCACGACUCUCAUUCAUCAAUAGUGCCGGAGAAUAAAGACGCAGAAAAAGCAAUAUCUUGCAUGACGAAAUCAGUAAUUUCGCUAUCACGGACACCUAGUGCAAAUGAGAUUAUAGUUAAAAGAGCCGCUGGUUCGGUUGGAGAUAUAGUACAAAGUUUGGAAAAAAGUUCACUAAUUGAAUCGCGAACUGCGCCUGAACCACCCCCUAGAAAAUUCUCACUGCAAGGACAAUCUGCUCCAAACAUUGAAUCAAAUACGGGCUCUUUACCUAGACUAAGAAAAACUUACCAUUGGAAGACGUUGGAACAUAAGAGGCUUUCGCAUCCAAUACGAUCACUUAACGAUUCCCAGCCUUCGCGACCUCUACCGUUGCCACCAAGAGCAGAAGACACGCCACCUCCUCCGUUAUUAUCAAGCGCCUCUUUACAAGACAUUAUGGCUACUGCGGCGUCUCACAGACGGACCAAAGGUGUCAGUCGACAAGACUCGCGGCUAUCGGUGAAGUCUCUCAUCGAGAGCAUAGAGAACGCGGCGAAGGCAGCCAAGCAGUCGCCGGCGACCACCCCUGUGACUGAGUGGCCACAGGUGCAGAGCUCCGCAAACGUAACAGCUCCGAGCAGCAACAUAAAGAAUGGCGUCUCCGAGUCCCCUCCCCCCUCCACCAACGGCAUGUCGGCGCCCAGCUACGCCAAGCCCCCCGCGCCACGGAACAGCAGGCAGUCGCCCAUCACCACUGAAUCUUCGGCGACGGGAGCCAACAUCACCAACAUGUCGAACAUGGCCAACAUGCCCAACAUGGCCAACAUGCCCGACGAGCAGCGCGCGCUUGCCACGCUGCAACAGAAGGCCAUCGAGUCGUUCGUGCGGCGAAAUAGUUACGGCGAUAUAUGCGAAAGAAAAGAUCCUCUGAAUGCUCUGCAAGUUAAGAACGGUGGAUCGAAACGCAACGCGCUCCUCAAAUGGUGUCAACAGAAGACGUUGGGAUACAAUAACAUAGAUAUUACUAAUUUUAGCUCAUCGUGGAACGACGGCAUGGCUCUCUGCGCGCUGCUGCACUCGUACCUGGGCGAGGCGCGCAUUCCGUACGCGUCGCUGUCGCCGCACGACAAACGCACCAACUUCUCCGUCGCCUUCGCCGCCGCGGAGUCUGUGGGGAUACCCACCACUUUGAAUAUUCAAGAUAUGAUCCAUCAAGAGAGACCAGACUGGCAGCAGGUGAUGGCGUACGUAACCAGCAUUUACAAACAUUUUGAAACUUAGUCUAUAAAAUUUUGCGAAGAUAAGUUAACAUAACUGUUAUGGAAAUUGCUAAAAAAAUCUUAAUAAAUGUCUGGUUUCUUUAAAUGCCAGAAUUUCUUAAUAAUUAUUUUUAUGUAUAAUAUUAAAUUUUUCUUCAAUUUUCAGUUGUAUGAAACUGAAUGGUAAAUAUUAUUAAAGAUGAAAAGGU